Molecule: messenger RNA, 2685 nt
Organism: Capronia coronata CBS 617.96
Lineage: Eukaryota; Fungi; Ascomycota; Eurotiomycetes; Chaetothyriales; Herpotrichiellaceae
Exons: 3
Coding region: 1-2685 (894 amino acids)
Biological process (GO): regulation of DNA-templated transcription; DNA-templated transcription
Molecular function (GO): DNA-binding transcription factor activity, RNA polymerase II-specific; zinc ion binding; DNA binding
Source: RefSeq, a predicted model, not a curated record
AUGGCCCAGCUCUACUCUUCAGACCGUCAAAAGGCCCGGGCAGUGGACCUGACGAGCCGGCGCAGACCCAUCACGUCGUGCCUUGAAUGCUACCGCCGAAAACUGAGAUGCAAUCGAGUCAAACCGUGCAACCAAUGCUGUACCCGAAAAGCCCCUGAGCGGUGUUUCUUCAGCGGAGAAGAAUCAUCCUCCCCCACCCCCAACUACUCCUCCUCCGGCACUCCUCGCACGCAGCAGCAACUUCAAGCAGAGCAGGAGCCAUUGGAUGCCAUUGAUACAGACGAAGCCAGCCCGAUACCGGCCAGUCUGGUCCGACGAGCCGGCUACGCCGCGACACCGGACAGGCAGAGCAAUACUCUCCCUCGAUUAAACUCUCUGGAAGAUGUCUACCAAACUCCUGGGCCUACUGGCCAUGCACCACCGACUGGUCUGCCAUCUAGAGCAGAACAAGGCAAGGGCCUCCAAAAUGAAUAUUUGCGCUUGGUAGCAAGACUUCCCCCUCCGGAUGUCGUGCAUGCCCUGCUCACGGCCUGCGUGCGCGAUCUGUACUGGGCAUUCAUUCCUAUUGACGAGCAGCAUUUGAGGGUCAUGUAUCAUGACUGGCUACUUCGGCCACCUGAGAUGCAGAUGCAGGUGCUGAUGCUGAUGCGAUCGGGUUCGGACAGGAGUACUCUGCAAAGACAGAGACCAAAAGAAAAAGAACGAGAAGAAGCACUCGAACUCGUCCACUUUCCCGCAUUGCUGUUUCAGGUCCUGGCUCGGAUCCUGCAGCACUUGUCGACACACCACCCGGCCGCGAAAUCAUUGGGGGUUAAGAACGAUUCCGACUGCGCUCGCUUAUCACAGACGUUCCAUCUUGCCGGGAGUCGAUUGAUCUCGAUCCUCGGCCGGCAGAAUCCUACUUUGUGCUCGGUAGAGCAUGACCUCGUUUCUUGUUCGUGGCUGAAAGAUACAGGACGGGGCACAGAAGCAUGGCAUCGACUGGCGGAUGCAGUGAGACAAGCCCAAGAACUAGGACUGCACCGUCUCCCUCAUACUGUCGACGAAUCAGCCGACUGCUCAGACCUCUCAUCCCGGGCCCGCGAUCUUGAACGAAGGAAAAUCAUCUGGGCCCGCCUUUUCACUAUGGAUAGUUGUGCCGCCGUACUUCUAGAUCGGCCUCGGCUGCUGCACCGCGAGGAUAUCUCGACUCCAGCACCUCAGAGUUGGGGCUGUGAUAGGGACAUUCUUUCGGGCGACGACCCCAACCCCGACUCAACGGGGUCACAUAUCCACACAAGCACUCCCUACUACAACGGCGCCGGCACCACCAGAAGAGCAUGCACAGGCACAGGACCAGGAGUAGCAGCAGGAGCAGGAACAGGAGCAGCGCUCUUCCUAGCUCUAGCGCACAAGAUCCACACCAUGUUAUCCCUAUCAGCAAACGGCAUAUUCGCCCGAGACUACCACCAGGUCCUCGCCGUGCAUGGAGAGAUAUCUUCUCUGCGCGAGAAGGCGGAGACUUGGGCUUUGACGCUUCAAUCACCGCCAAUACCACUACCAAUACCAAAACCAAGCGAUCAGUCACCACCAAUACCAAUACCAAUAUCAAGCGACCAGUCACAGGAGGCAGCAGCAGCAACAACAGAAACAGCACGACUGCGCCUCACCAUGCUCCGACUAAUCUAUCUCAGCACGAUAAAUGCUGUCCUCAUGGCGCUACACCGUCCAUUCAUCGCAAGCCACGCCGCGAGCCGCUCCGCCGCGAUCACUGCGGCUCUGGACGGGUUGAAUCUGCAGCAUUCGGUCUUCGAUCUUGUCCCGUACGCGCACUCGCAGGUCAGUCUGUACGCGCCGACUCUGUCGACUAUAGAAGCGGCUGUUUUUCUGUGCGGGAUUAUGAUGGAGUUGCCUGUGCCGAAUCCGCACCCGAACGAGAACCAGAACCAGUACGCAACCCAGAACGCGAAUCCGAACCAGAAUCAAACCCAGAACCACAGUCACAGUCCAGACUUCGUCGAACCCGACCAUCGUUGCAUCCGGCACGCCAUCCUUCUAGCCCUGGGCCGCCUCGCCACCAUCAAAGACUGGAGUCCCCUAGCGGAAGCCGGCGAGCGGGUUCUCCGGCAGUUCUACCAUAAAAUCCAGGUCCAGGCUCGACACACCGAUCUAGACUGGAUUUCAUCGUCACAGGACUAUUCGAUUUCGUUGCAUGACAGAAAAGGACAACAAGGUAAAGGUCUACUUCUUGUCAGGGAAGAUACUACUAUGGAUCGACAUCAACGACAAGAACAACGACAACGACAACAACGACAACAGCGAGUCGGUAAUAAUGACACUCAUACUGAUACUGACCUUGAUCCUGAUCCUGAUAUUGAUAAUGUUAAUGAUCAGGCCAUGUAUACCGAUACCGAUAUCACGAUCCCGUCGCCCUUACAAUUCCCACGAGACAUCAGCCAGGUCCUUUGGGGCUGGUCAAGCGGCAGUGCGGCGCAAACACAAGCGCCUUUCGGGCCAGUCAGCGUCGGUGUCGGCGUCUAUCAUGGGUUUGGUUUGAAUCCAAACUCGACAUUUGGGACUGACGGCCUCUCCUUGUCUUUCUCUGGCGGUGUCGGUGUCGGCAAUCUUGAACAACUUCUCAAUCAGGACGACUUUGUUUGGCCGGACUUUUACUCCGAGUCGAUGCCGUGGGAGGAGACAGGCUGA